Messenger RNA from Orussus abietinus, 2787 nucleotides. RefSeq names its product hexamerin (gene Hex110). Lineage: Eukaryota; Metazoa; Arthropoda; Insecta; Hymenoptera; Orussidae. The transcript is spliced from 8 exons. Bases 1 to 2787 code for a protein of 928 amino acids. The record is from RefSeq and is a predicted model, not a curated record.
AUGUACCGAAGCCUGAUCCUCGUAGCCCUUGUGGCGUUGGCGGCCGCCGUGCCCCAGCCAUGGAAGCAGCAAGCUGCCGACAAGGAGUUCCUGACCAAGCAGCAGGAUAUAAUCCACCUGUACCAGCACAUGGCAUAUGACAUUCCCAACGAACAGCUGCAGAAACUUGGCCGGCAUUACGACAUCCAGGCUAACGCCGACCAGUACGAGAACCCCACGGUCGUCAAGUACUACGCCAACGCCGUCGUCCAGGGAGCCGUUCAGCCCAAGGGCACGACUUUCUCCACCUCGAUCAGCCAGCUUCGCAAGGAAGUGGCCCUCCUCACCCAGAUCCUCCUCGGAGCCAAGGACUACUCCACCUUCUACAAGACUGCCGCCUGGGCUCGCAUCCACGUCAACGAGGGACAGUUCGUCAAGGCCCUGACUACAGCCAUCCUCCAGCGCCAGGACACCCAGGGAAUCAUCCUGCCGGCUCCUUACGAGAUCUUCCCCCAGUACUACGUUGACUCGACGAUCAUCCAGCAAGCCCAGGACAUUAGGGUCCACGGAAUCCAGAGCCCCUUAACCGAGCACGUCGUCGUCAUCCCCGUGAACCACACCGCCUACUUGCCCCAGGGAGAGCACCAGCUUGCUUACUUCACCCAGGACCCCGGUCUAGCGGCCUACUAUGCUUACGUUCAGCUCACUGGAUGGAUGUACGGAGAGGGACAGCAAACCGAAGGCGUUUACACCCAGGGUUCUCAGUCUGGACAGAACAUCGGCCACGGAUCCUACUACUACUACUGGCACCAGCAGCUCUUGGCUCACUACAACUUGGAGCGUUUGAGCAACGGAUUGGGUCCCAUCGAUGACAUUGACUACAACCAGGUGGAUGCCCCCUUCAAGCCCAACCUUCGUUACCAGAACGGUCUGGAAUUCCCUGGACGCCCCGAGCACCUGCCACUGAGCCCUGAGAGCGACGACCUCAUCGACUACGUCUCCCGCUUGGAGCAGAGACUGAAGGACGCAAUUGACUCCGGCAACGUUAUCACUCCCCAGGCUGCUUUCCUUUCCCUGUACCAGCCCCAGGGCUUGAACAUCCUUGGAGAACUGAUCGAAGGCACCGGAAAGAGCGUGAACCCCAGGUACUACGGAAGCUACCAAGGUGCUGCUCGCCAGCUCCUUGGAGGAGCCCCUGAAGCCGCCAACAUCUGGCAGUACACCCCGUCCGCCCUGGAACUUGGCCAGACCGCAGUCCGUGACCCUGCCUUCUACCAGCUCUACAAGAAAGUCAUCAACCUCUUCGCCCAGUACCAGGAGGGUCUCCCAGCCUACCAGUUCGACGACCUCCUCCUCCCCGGAGUCAAGAUUAUUAAGGUCGAUGUCGACAACUUCGUGACUUACUUCGAUGGAUUCAACGUUGACUUGGACGGCGCCACCCCCAUGCCCGUGGGCCAGCAGCAGCAGUCCUCCCAGAUCAAGGCUCAGUACCAGAGGAUCAACCACAAGCCCUACGAAUACCAGAUCAUUGCCCAGAGCGACCAGGGUGUCCAGAACGCAGUUGUCCGUGUCUACCUUGGACCGAAAUACGGCUACGAUGGACUUCCCAUCUCCAUCUCCGAGAACAGGCUCCUCUUCGUCGAGUUGGACCAGUUUGUGACUGACCUCCAGGAAGGCCAGAACGUCAUCGUCAGGAACUCCAACCAGGCCCCAGGCCAGAGCCAGGACCACCCAUCGGUACACCAUCUCCUCCAGAAAAUCCAGGACGCCAUCCGCUCGCAGCAUCCGUUCUACAUCGCCCAGCCUGAACAGAUCUACGGCUUCCCCGCCAGGCUCGCCCUGCCCAAGGGACAGAACCACGGUUACCCACUUCAGCUCCUAGUCGUGAUCUCCGGACCCACCACCGGCGAGAACGUCCAGUACGGCCCAGUGAUCCCCCAGGACUUGCAGACCUACUCUCCUUCCCAGUACCAGAUCGUCCACCCCGAGCAGUACCAGCAGUACGGCCACGGCAUGAUCAAGUCCGUCGGUGGCGUAUACGAAACCGUUCAGGUCUACCACGAAGGCAUCCACCAAGGACAGGGAGUCGACAGCCAGGUCAGCCAGAGCAGCCUGUACCAGCCCCAUCUCGGUCACUACCCCUACACCCAUCAGCAUUACAGCCAGCACUGGCAGCAACAGUACCAGUCCGGCCAGCACCAUCAGCACUGGCAGCAGCAGCAGCAUUGGCACGGAAGCCAGGUUGAAGGUCAGGUCGCUGGAGUCGAGGGUGUCGCCGGAGUUGAGGGUGUCGCACAGUCCGGAGUUCAGGGCUCGCAAGGUGGCCAGGGAUACCAGCAGGGUCAAGGAUACCAGCAGGGUCAGGGAUACCAGCAGGGUGGACAAGUAUACCAGCAGGGAGGUCAGGGAUACCAGCAGGGAGGUCAGGGAUACCAGCGGGGUCAGGGAUACCAGCAGGGGCUAGGAUACCAGCAGGGAGGUCCAGGAUACCAGCAGGGAGGUCCAGGACACCAGCAGGGAGUCCAGGGACAGUACGGAUCCGGCAGCCAGCACGUUAGCGGAAAGUACCAGAGCAUCCUCCAGGGUCAAGGUCAGGUUCAGACCCAGGUCCAAGGCCAGAAGGUCAAGUCCGUCAGCCAGUACUUCGCCAGCAAACCCAUCGACCAGAUCAUCGGUGGUGCCGUUUCCUUCGACGGAAAACCCCUGGGAUACCCGCUCGAGAGGCCCCUCGCUCCUGGGGCUCUUCAGGUUCCCAACAUCAAGGUCAUCGACGUCAAGGUCUAUCACGAGGACAGCCAGACCAUCUAG